AACUGUACUUUUGUUUUCUUUACGACCAUUUUUUUUUUAAACGAUAAGAAAAUAAUAUUUCAGUUUCAAUAAUAAUGGCAAACUUACUUCAUUACAGUGGAGGAUUUUUUGGUUUCCUCAUCUUUAUUCUCGAUAUUUUUGCCAUCUAUGAAGUUUUCAAAAGUGAACGCACUUCAGCAGGAAAACUUCUCUGGACUUUACUUAUCUUCUUUUUCCCAGUCUUUGGAUUGAUUUUUUAUUACUUCUUCUCUGAACGUAAAAGAUAUAAUACCGAAUAUACAAUUACUUAUCAAACUAUACCUUGAAUUUGACAUAAUUUAUAUAAAUAAUUUAAUAAGCUGUUUUCUUUUUUUUACACAAUACUUAUUAUAUAUAUAUAAUUAGCUUUUUUUUUUAUGUCAGAAUUAUAAAUUAUUUUUGUGCUCUGUUCUUAAAAUAAAAAAAA
Rhizophagus irregularis DAOM 181602=DAOM 197198 is the source of this 445-nucleotide messenger RNA. RefSeq lists its product as uncharacterized. NCBI's taxonomy places the organism in Eukaryota, Fungi, Glomeromycota, Glomeromycetes, Glomerales, Glomeraceae. The record is from RefSeq and is a predicted model, not a curated record.